AUGACGGAAUCCCAUAUCCUUGACAACUUUCUUGCAAAUAAUCCCGAGGUCAAUUUCAUACAACUUCGAUGGAUGAGCUUAUCAGCGAUAUUACACACUAAAUUCGUCACCACUUCCGGUGCCAGAGAUAUAGUUUCCGGGGAGCGACAAUACUGCACUAACCAGUCUGGUAUGGUUAUGCCUAUCGCAACAGCGCCGCAAUGCGAUAUUGUCAGAGUGAUGCGAUGCCCCAUUGAGCCAGACUGGAAAUCUUUGCGACUGUGUACUUUUACACCAGGACACGCCUCGGUAAUGUGUUCAAUAGCCAGUGAAGGGGAAGAGGAUCGUUAUUUACAAUGUCCCCGACAGCUCCUGGAAGAAACGGUGGAAAUGAUUGAAGAACAUUCCCAGACGAGCUUUCUCAUUGGGUUUGAAAUCGAAUUCACACUUCUCGAUGCUGCUUUUGAGCCCGCUCAAUCAAUCGACCAAGUUGUAAGCUACUGUAUGCACUCCGGACUUCGCUGCAACACUCUCAAAAUCAUGGAGGAAAUUUGUUACGCCCUCGAGAAAGCGAAUAUUGAAGUCUAUCACUUUCAUACGGAGGAUCCUCACCAGCUUGAAAUCGCGCUAAAGGAGAAAGCUCCAAUGGAGGCAAUUGAUGACAUGGUAUUUGCGUGCGAAGCAAUACGUUCUAUUGCAGCCCAGCACGACUUGAAGGCAACCAUUACUCCUAAACCUUUGUCAGACGCCAGCGUAACGAAUGGAAUCCAUAUGCAUGUCUCGUCCCACGAUGUUGAGAACGCAGAUAGCUUUCUGGCAGGCAUUACGGACAAGCUACGCACAAUGACUGUUUUUGGAAUAGCGAACUACGAUGGCUUUGAGAGAGUCAAAGAUGGAAAAGCUGGGCAGCGUGUGGGCUGGGGUACAGAGCACAGGGAUUUGCCUAUCAGACGAAUCAAAGGCUCGCAUUGGGAAAUACGAUGCGCAGAUGUGACGGCAAACUUUUAUCUUUUCCUUGCUACCCUUUUAAGGGCUGGCAUGGAUGGAGUGAAUAAUAGCAAACUAUUGGUGCAGAAGGAUGUUACUAAGUUGUCGAAGGAUAUUACGGAAGCUGCAUGGAGACACGAAUACGGGGUGACUGAACGCUUGCCCAGGAGCCUGCAGGAAGCAAUUGAUGCAGCUAAGUCUGAUGCUGAUAUUGCGAAGUGGAUUGGUCGGUAUAUGUUUGAUCUAUAUCUCAGCAUUAAGGAAGUAGAGGUAGAAUCUUUCAAGGGUUUGAUACCCGAGAAGCGACGCCAUAGGUUUGUUAGAUUCUUUUAG
Messenger RNA from Talaromyces amestolkiae, 1299 nucleotides. RefSeq lists its product as uncharacterized. Lineage: Eukaryota; Fungi; Ascomycota; Eurotiomycetes; Eurotiales; Trichocomaceae. The transcript has a single exon. The record is from RefSeq and is a predicted model, not a curated record. Gene Ontology annotation, molecular function: glutamine synthetase activity. The coding region runs from base 1 to 1299 and encodes 432 amino acids.